GAAUCCUGAUGCAAACUGUGUAUUAUUCUGAACUGAGCAAUACUUGUGAGGAGCAAUUUGGAGAUUAUUUGGGAGUUAGGUCAGAGAAUGGAGUGAACUAUGAGGGGUUCGUCUAUGCGUUAGAGAGUACGCCAAGCGGGCCCCCUCUGAGGAGUCCGAGAUAUGUUGAGUUCGGGAGAGGGUAGGGGAAAUGUUUUGUUGCCUAAAACGAGAUUGGUAAUGAU
Molecule: messenger RNA, 224 nt
Organism: Fusarium oxysporum Fo47
Lineage: Eukaryota; Fungi; Ascomycota; Sordariomycetes; Hypocreales; Nectriaceae
Exons: 1
Coding region: 9-185 (58 amino acids)
Source: RefSeq, a predicted model, not a curated record